Molecule: messenger RNA, 416 nt
Organism: Aspergillus fijiensis CBS 313.89
Lineage: Eukaryota; Fungi; Ascomycota; Eurotiomycetes; Eurotiales; Aspergillaceae
Exons: 1
Coding region: 85-354 (89 amino acids)
Source: RefSeq, a predicted model, not a curated record
CCCGAAGUGAAAGUGCAGGAUGAGUUUGCGCGUGGAAGACAGAAGUGUGGGAAAGAAGAGACCCCGACCGUCGACCGCUUUAAUAUGGCCUGCCCUCCCCCUCGCCGCGGCCAAAGCUACUACCCUUCCAACCUUUCCCCACCAAGUUACCCCCCACCCCACCUUCACCUUCACCGCCCGGCAACCGCGCUUCGGGGUGUUCCACGUGUUCGCCGCGGCGCUGCCAGAGACGAAUGGACACGUGAUUCGCUCUUCCAGGGCAUGGACUCACCGGACCAGAGGGAAUUCUUCGGUAAAAUGCUAUUAUUUUAUCUUUAUCACAGCAUGAUUCUUAUCGCUUGGAUGAUUGAUUAGGACAGGGUCCGGAUAACUUACUGUACUGUAAGUUACCUCGGAUGGAGGGGUAAAAAUAAAAU